AUUCAAAGCUGUGGCGUUUGGAAGAGAAGUUUUUAAAAACAGUUCUUGCCACAUUCUUCGGUUUCCUUUCCCUAUCGUCAAGGUUCAUAUGCUUUCCCUCUCUGUGACACAUUGACAGACUUCGGGAGGGGUGAAGCAGCACUUUGCGUGCGGUGGAAGCCAAGCUCGGUUCGGUUCCUUGCUCUGACCCUUCACUUGUAGAUGCGAGUUUGCCCGCCGGUUGCAAGCUUGGGCUGCCGCUGGAACAUUCUGGAAGUGCAAUCCGAGCCGGGACCGGUGUCCCCAUGGCCGGGCGCGCGGGAACCGCGGGAAGGUGGGACAGUUUGUACAGCCGCGACCCGAGCCGGCGGCAGGCGGCCCUGGACGGCAUCAGGCAGGUGGUGUUGAGCCUCAGCGAAAGGCUGGGCGGCAGCAACGACGGCGGACCUCCGGUCCUCAGCCCGAGUAGCUCGCCGACAGACGGUUUGAACGAGUACCUGGUGCGGCUGCUGGUGCUGUCCAGGAGAUGUCCCUUCAGCGACGUGAGAGCAAAGUGUGGUGCUAUCCUGCAGGCUGUGCAGGAAAUGGGAAUGAGAAUCCCCAGGCCUUUGACACAAGGACCAAGUGAAUUCAUUCCUGAAAAAGAAAUUCUGCAACUGGGAAGAGAAGAUGCAGAGACGCGUGUAUUGCUGAUUGAAGCGUUUGCAACUUUGGGUUGUCUGGACAACUUAACAUUAUUGAUGGGCUUUCAUCCACAGUAUCUUGAUAGUUUUCUCAAAACGCAGCACUAUCUAAUGCAGGUGGAUGGCCCGUUGCCAUACGAUUAUCGGCAUUACAUUGCAAUAAUGGCUGCAGCACAACACCAGUGCUCGUAUCUUGUAAAUCUCCAUGUUAAUGACUUUCUCCAAGUUGGUGGAGAUUCCAGAUGGCUCGCAGGAUUAGAUUCUGCUCCUCAAAAGCUUCAGACAUUAAGUGAAGUGAAUAAAAUUCUUGCUCACAGGCCUUGGCUUAUUACGAAAGACCACAUUGAAAAGCUUUUAAAAGCCGAUGAGCAUGGCUGGUCACUGGCUGAAUUGAUACAUGUGGUGGUACUGCUCACACAUUAUCAUUCUCUUGCAUCUUUCGCAUUUGGUUGUGGUAUUAACCCUGAAAUACAUUGUGAUGGAGGCCACACUUUCCGUCUGCCUUCUGUUAGUAAUUGCUACGUAUCCGAUUUGGCAAAUGGUAAUAAUGCUGUGGAAAAGCGACUGAAUAUUCAAGGAAGUGAACAGGUUAUCGAAACCACUUGUGAAGUAGAAGCCCUGAUGGAAAAAAUGAAACGCCUACAAGAAUGUAGAGGUGAAGCAGAAACAAGCCAAGAGGAAAUGGCAACAAGAUUUGAGCGAGAAAAGACGGAGAGUUUCUUUGUUACAUCAGUUGCAGAAAAUGAGAAAUCGAUAGACAUCAGGGAGAUUUCUCGUCAUUUUGAAGACCCAAGCUACGGUUACAAGGACUUUUGCAGACAUGGUGAGCAAUAUGUGCCCACUUUUCGAGCUCAGGAUUAUACUUGGGAAGAUCAUGGGUACUCCCUUGUGAACCGACUUUACCCGGAUGUUGGCCAGUUAUUGGAUGAAAAGUUUCAGAAAGCUUAUAACCUGACUUACAACACUAUGGCAAUGCAUAAAAAUGUUGAUACCUCAAUGCUCAGAAGAGCCAUUUGGAACUACAUCCAUUGUAUGUUUGGAAUAAGGUAUGAUGACUAUGACUAUGAUGAAAUUAAUCAGCUUUUGGAUCAGAACUGUAAGGUUUAUAUAAAAACUGUGGUUUGCUCACCAUCAAAGACCACAAAAAGAAUGUAUGACAGCUUCUGGAGACAAUUCAAACACUCUGAGAAGAUUCAUAUAAAUUUGCUGCUUAUGGAAGCUCGUAUGCAGGCAGAACUCCUCUAUGCUCUGACAGCCCUUACACGACAUCUGACAUGAAGGUCCUGCCCCUUCAUAACCAUUAAUUGCCAGUAGAAGAAACAGCCAGCUCAUUUGAACCAAAGGAAGCUAGUGACCCUCAAGUCCCAUUGUGCCGUACAUCAUGAGAAAAGUGUUGUGUCACGGUGCAUUGUGGCUGGUCUUCAACUCAGUGCACAGAAAAGCAAUGGAAGCGUGAAGAACCAGUGUGCGUACUAUGUAUUUGAUCGCCCGUGUGUGUUUUGGCAGCAAAAUAAUUUCUAUUACACUGAGUUGCUUGCAUCAUUAAAAACUGUUCUUUUUAAAAUCUAGAUGCUAUAGGUAACUGGCAGUGAAGUACAUUUUUGUAUAUAUUAUUGGGUUCUGACAGAUUUUGUAUCUGGAGCAAUUUUGUAGUUGAAAGUUGUUGGUGCUGCUAUUCCUGCCAAUGGAUUGCUGCAAUCACCAGUUGUCUAAGCUGAACUAAGGUCAUCAAAUUGUAUACUGCAGCCAUCUGAGCCCUAUACUGUGACAAACUGCAGUGAUGACUUUAUUUGCUGGAAUUUUGCUGCAACUGUAUAAAUUGCAGAUGUGUUUCUGGAACUUGCAUUUCUUCUGUGAAACAGUAAUGUGUUUUAUUUUCAUAUUUUGUUUCAGAAAUUGGUGACGUAGUGACGAAUACAGUUCAGUUUUACCCAGAUUGUUGUCUCUCUGAAAGAACACUAUUCUUCUGAGUUUCUCUGUCAUCUGGGCAAAACAUACACACUGCAAUGUGUUCUGUAUGUAGUUAGUAAUGCAGGAUAUGACUGCUGUAGCUAUUACUACCUACAAAAAAAAAAGUUUCAUUAUUUUUGGCGGUGAUGGCGGUAGUAACCAUGUCUGGGUGACUGGACAGCAGUGUUUAGAUUGUAGCAACAAACUCUCAAUUUUUAAUGUGAUAUUUUAACAGCUUACAUAAUGAGGCUGCAAUUGUUUUGUGUUUACUGAAGACCAAUACCUGAUUUAGAGUUUCAGCAUGAAGUCUUUUGUAUUUUCUUCAGGCUUUCAUCAUUUCAAUUGUAAAACUAAAUAUAGUAAAUGUUUGAAAAUGUAAUUAUUGACAUUGAAUUAAAACUGAAUUUGUUGGAAUAUGUCUGCU
Messenger RNA from Mobula hypostoma (lesser devil ray), 3036 nucleotides. RefSeq names its product sestrin 1 (gene sesn1). Gene Ontology annotation, biological process: regulation of response to reactive oxygen species; negative regulation of TORC1 signaling; positive regulation of macroautophagy. The transcript is spliced from 10 exons. Gene Ontology annotation, molecular function: oxidoreductase activity, acting on peroxide as acceptor; L-leucine binding. Bases 285 to 1940 code for a protein of 551 amino acids. Gene Ontology annotation, cellular component: nucleus. NCBI's taxonomy places the organism in Eukaryota, Metazoa, Chordata, Chondrichthyes, Myliobatiformes, Myliobatidae. The record is from RefSeq and is a predicted model, not a curated record.